AACACCCCAGUGGGCUUAAUUGUCACUUAUGAACACAAACAUCUCACUUAUUGUUGUUGUUUUAGCAUCUUUAGCAUCGUUUACAAACCGCCCACCCUCUGUUUGCUUGUAUAUGUUGUGGAAAGUUAGCGGAAGUAACGUGUCACGUAGCGAUUUUCACUCUGUUAGCCGUUAUUUCAGUGUGGUUCGUGUUUGCUGUGUUGUGUUUCGUGACAGCUGUUCUUACAGAUUUGCUAAAAAAAAAAGAAGAAGAAAAGAGGGGUGUAUGAACUGGCUCUCAUGAGAUUGGAAACAAGAUAGGAUGACGGGAUGUUCUUGCUGUUGAUGAUGACACAUCCCAUGUAAAAGCCUUGACGCAAGGGGCAUAUUCAGCUUGAAACACAAUACAGUCUUUGGAGGCAUAUUUUUGUGUAAUGGCUGUUUGACAGUCAGUGUUUCUUCUGUGCUCAACACUAGCUCAGCAUUAAAUCAUUUUACUUACACAAACGACUCAUGUUUAUCUCCGUAAAGUUGCAGAUGAAAACGCAAUUGCUUAUUAUAAAUUAAAUAGUUGUUCUGUAUUCAGUUAAAAGUACAUGUUGAACCAUCCGAAUCUGCUUUAUUUGGUCAUGGAAUUCCAAGCCAAGAAUGUUGUUAUUGGCCAAGUAAGGAAACAAACAUCUGGUAUUAUGAGUGAAUGAAGUCUGCAGUAACAAUACAGUUGACUAUAUGUCGACUGCGUGACUUUGGUUCCUUGUUAGAUGACUGUUAUCUCUGCUUUUUUAUUUUCGUUCUUUCAUCUCAAACAGUCCAAAUCUGUAUCUAGCCUCAUAAACCCCACACUUUCAGCAAGCUUCCAUUUCUGUUCAAAUUUAUCUGAAGUAUUACUCGCUGGUGACACCUCACUCUUCAUAUUACGUGACGAUGGACUCCUUCAGCACCAAAAGCUUAGCUCUGCAGGCGCAGAAGAAGCUGAUGAGCAAAAUGGCCACCAAGAGCAUGGCCAACCUCUUCAUCGACGACACCAGCAGUGAACUGCUGGACGAGCUGUACCGGGUCACCAAGGAGUACACCCGCAACCGCAAGGAGUCCCAGAAGAUCAUCAAGAACCUGAUCAAGAUGGUGGUGAAGCUGGGCGUCCUCUACAGGAACAACCAGUUUAACAGCGAUGAACUUGUCGUGGUGGAAAACUUCAGGAAGAAAGUCCACACCCUGGCCAUGACCGCCGUCAGCUUCCACCAGAUCGAGUUCACCUUCGACCGCCGUGUCAUGAGCGCCAUCCUCAACGACUGCCGCGAGCUGCUGCACCAGGCCAUCAAGCGCCACCUGACCACCAAGAGCCACUCGCGCAUCAACCAUGUCUUCAAUCACUUCGCCGACUGUGACUUCCUGGCCACCCUGUACGGGCCGUCGGAAGUGUACCGCGCUCACCUGCAGCGGAUCUGCAACAGCAUCAACAAGAUGCUCGACGAGGGCAACCUUUGACCUCUGCUCAUCAAACUCCUCAAAUAUUACCAGAAAACAGACCUGUUUUUUUUGUUUUUUUACGAUGUGUACCUUUCAAACACUGAUAAUCUGGUUGCUAGUAAAUCCAAAGUAAAAUCCAAAGAUAUUUUCUAAAUGAAUGUAUACUUUCACACCAUCAGGAGCCUGGUCUAGUGAAGUUCAGUUUCUCAAAACAGCCCCAUCUGUGGGAGGUUUGUGUCACAGAGGCUGGUGCGCCACGGGGCAGAAUGUUAACCUGAAAUGCCCAGCGAUUGGAAGGACUGAUGACUUUUUGUUUUGUUUCAGAAAUUGUUAUUGCACUCGACCCAGACAGAGCGCUGUACUGUACCUUCCUGCAAUCAUGGAACUAUGUGAACUAUGAGUAAUCCUGCUUAGAAGGCAUUUACUGCUCUUGCACUGAACUCCACUCGGUAGCGUGGCCGAGCUCUCGCUCAGUCGGAACCGAUAAACCCGCUCUGGCUUUUUGAUGGUUUGGUUUAUAGCCACCACAAUAACGGUGAGGUAUUUGGGUCAGCCGAGGACCGGCGAACACAGAAGGAUUUGCCACGCGCCGCCUUCCCGUCGCUCACAGACGGACUUUAUUUCGGCAUCAUGCACGGGAAUAUUCCUCAUUGAUGUCUGAGGCCGUCGUUCCUCUUCAGCACCGUUGCCUCAAGUGUCCCCCGCUAAAGCGCUUCAUUUUAAAUUCUCACUGAUCUGCAGCAGAAUGACUCCCAAAUGCAUGGAAAGGUAAAAACGUUGCUGCGAUUAGAGCAGAGACGCACGCUGCACCUGAUUGUGUGCUCUGCCUCUGCAAUUCUCUCCCCCUCAAAAGGGGUUGGAAGGAAAGUGACCUGAAACGUGCGUUUGUCGACCAGCCAGUCCGCUUCAUGUGACAGAAGUCUCCGUCUGACUUGGCCCAACGCGAGUCGUUUAGCAGAGUCAAAAAUGCUGCUUCCUCCGUAUGAAGCUACAAGCGAAGCGUCAAACAAUCGCCUCUUCCCUUUUUGUCUGUUUUUGUAUCGCUGAGCCCGACUGGGAGAUUGGCUUGUGCUGCGGCCUGAUUUUGUAUUCCGUCUGUAGGGUGCAGGCGAAUGCAUGCGCGCCUAUUUGCGUGUGAACCUGUGAGAGAAUUGGAAAUUGAGCCGUGUAAUAAGUGCAGUGCUUCUCCAGAUAGGAUUUCAGUAACUUCAUCCACAGCAGCUCUGACGAAGGAAAAAAAAAGAGACUGACGUUGAUCAAAACGGUCUUUUUCCAGAGCUUGACAAAACUGCGUACGAUGGAUGACUGUGACUCUUCAAAUGAAGACGUUAAAGCUGUUGUUUCAGUCAAACAUCAAUUCGAAGUUCAUCAUCUUUGAAGACCAUUUCCUCACUCCUCAGGUUUGCCAUCCGUGGCACCAAUGCAAAAAGUGAAAGAAGCCCUUUUUGUUCAACUAUAGCGCUUAUCCAAGCUUGUUUUAAUAUUUUGUUUUUUGUGAAUUUUGAUCUUCUCUCUUGUGUACAGUUUCUGUGUCUCUUUAAUGUAUCCGUUCACAACAGUUAUAAUACAUUUUUUUUAAA
Molecule: messenger RNA, 3026 nt
Organism: Synchiropus splendidus (mandarinfish)
Lineage: Eukaryota; Metazoa; Chordata; Actinopteri; Syngnathiformes; Callionymidae
Gene: tnfaip8l1
Product: tumor necrosis factor, alpha-induced protein 8-like 1
Exons: 3
Coding region: 904-1464 (186 amino acids)
Biological process (GO): regulation of apoptotic process
Cellular component (GO): cytoplasm
Source: RefSeq, a predicted model, not a curated record